Messenger RNA from Adineta ricciae, 4041 nucleotides. NCBI's taxonomy places the organism in Eukaryota, Metazoa, Rotifera, Eurotatoria, Adinetida, Adinetidae. The record is from the annotation of a GenBank genome assembly.
AUGAAUGAUACACAUACAACAGAGAAUGUAAAAGACUUAACUUGGGUUGGACUUAUUUCUCGAGCGGUGACGAAUGGAAAACUCCUCGGUUCGACAUGCCAUUUAUACUCGUCAAAUACAAUCGACAAGGAUACAAAUAAUCCAGACCCUUGUGUGUGUGGUCGUCGGAAGAGUAUUCAUAGUUUUGCGCAAGAUCCACUUACCCAUCUUCGUCAGAGUAGCGUUUGGGAAGAAUCAAAACAUGCUACUGAAACCCACGUUUCGGUAUACGGCGUUUGGAAGAGUAAAACGAAGUUUGUACGUUGGGACCAUACACGAAUCAAAACAACUGCAGACGUCGUGAGUAAUCGGACGGAGAAAACAAGUCUUUCGACUAUGGCUGAAAUACUACGUGAUGAUGCGAAAGGUAGCACACCGGAUUUACUCAUUAGUUGCUAUGGCGGUGCAAAAUAUUUCAAGAUGAAUGAUAAACUAGAGAAAGAAUUCAUGGAAGGUAUCGGCCUUGCUGCUGCUACUGAAGGUGUUUGGUUGUUAACUACUGGUUUGAAUAGUGGAGUGUCCAAAGUAAUCGGUCAAAGUGUUGAACGCUAUGCGUUACUGAACGAAAAAGCAUCAAAUUAUAUUGUCAUUGGGCUUAGUAGUUGGGGCUGUUUAUCUGACCGUACACGUUAUGUUCUUAAAAAACAGGCACAAUUAGAUCUCGCUAAAAACCAAACCAGACGCACAAGCGUUCCGAAAAUGGCCGGAGCAUUUGUGAUUCGAAAUAUCAGUAACGAAGAUACUUUAUGGUCAACAAUCGAUGAAAAUCAGCCCGAUACGUUUGAAACCAAUCACACUCAUUUGCUGUUACUUGAUGAUGGUAGUCAGGGCGAACGUCGUACAUCGGCAGGGACUGAACCAUUCUAUAUUUCCGAUACUCCACGCUCCGACUUCGUUCGCCAAGUGAAAGAACUAACUAAGUGUCACACAGUUACAAUUCUCGUUGAAGGUGGCCUAAGUUCUCUCGAUGUUAUUCAACACGAUAUCAAUGCACAACGUCCCGUUGUCAUUAUACAUGGUAGUGGUCGAUUAGCUACUGCUAUAGGAAACUUAUUAGAACUAGCUGCCGAUCAUACAUUAAUUGGAAAAGAGGAGAUCAAACGUCAAUUGAGGAGUUUUGCAAAACAACGGCAUCUAGAUGACGCACUCCUCUCAAGCAUUCAAUCAACAAUAGCACCAGCAAAUCGAGCGUAUUUAACUUUAUUUCGACUCGACGACAAAACCAGUCUUACAGAUACGAUUUUCCUGGCUGUUUUCAAAGGCAAGUAUUGUAAUUGCCAAUUUCAUCAUAGUACACAUCUUCAUUCGGGAUAUAUAGCAUACAUGCAUCGAGAAAACACUCAACGAACUGGUAACAGUAAUCAUAUGAAGAAAAUGCUAGAUCUAGCUGUUAAGUGGAAUUAUAUCAACGGUAUAGUGCAGAAUACUAAAAUUAUUCUAAACAAUGCAGGAUGGAGUGCCGAUUUAUUUGAGAGAGCACUUUUGACUAAUCGUCCUGCAAUUGUCGAUUAUUUUCUUCGUAGACAGCACGAUAUACUUGAAACAAAAGAAUUUCUCAAUUCCAAACCGAAUAGUACAUCAGACAUGGCUGCGAUGUUUCGAGCUGCGACGACAACGAUGCAAAUUGGCAAGACUAAAACAAACAUUGAACUUCAGGUUUCAACACCCGGUGAAAUAACUACUCAAGAAAAGGAUGAAGCAAUGCUACGCGCUUCGUUUUCUCUCAAAUUUAUUGUUACUCAAUUAUACGCUAUGACGACGAAUAGAUAUAUUCAAAGUUCUUAUUCUGUAUGUUCGCCUGCCGAUCUCGAUCGACUCUAUUAUAAGUUGAUUGGACCUUACACGGAGUCAUUUUUUUACAAACUAACAACAAGAAACCGUCUAGCGAACGACAUUCGUAACAAACUUCGCUCUCUCCUAACGCGAUUUAAAUAUCUGACGAGAAAGUCAACAGUAGUGCCGCUUCAAAGACCAGAUGAGCGAAAUAUGGACGGUUUUCCAGAGAACAGCACAGAAAAAAAUGUUUCUCCUAUAAUAGUUAUGGCUAGACCAGAUCCACUCCAGGUGUGCUUAGAACGUUUUCCUGCUCCUGACACGUUCGGUAGUCAGGAAAUGUUACGUGAGAUUUUCCUAUGGGCAGUCAUCGAAGGAUACUCGGAAAUGGCAUUUAUUCUAUUACUUCAAAUCAAAUCUCGCAUCAGUGCAGCACUCAUAGCUGCCGGUAUUACCAGUCGUUUGAUGUCAACUUCGGAUGGAUAUCUUGAUCGAUUACAUAAGUUUCGAAAACAAUCCAGUGACUACGAACGAUUUGCUACGGCAUGUAUCGAUGAUUGUUAUCAACGAAAUGAACGCCGAGCUUGUCAAUUACUCUUACGUGAGACUCCUCUCUUCGGAAAUGUAACUUGUAUGCAAAUCGCAAUAAGUUCCCGUAUUCGAUCAUUUAUUAACAGUCGAUGUUUUAACCAAGUACUCAAUCGACAAUGGUAUGGAGUUUUGUGUCAAUCGACAAAUCGUUCAUUACUGUCCAAGAUCUUAUUCAUCAUGAGCCUUUUCUCGAUGGGUCUUCUCGCUCCAUUAUUAAUUACCUAUCGGAAUGAUUUUCCCGAGGAAAAUCGACCGAGACAGUUCAAUAUUUCUACUGAGGAAAAAGAUGUAUUACUCAAACAACGUCGUUGGGAAGGUAUCGAAGAUCAAGAUGGGACAAAAUUGAAUUAUAUUCAAAAAGUUCGGCACUUUCAUCGUACACCUAUCGUCCGAAUGAGUUACGAUUUCCUAUUCUAUAUCUGGAUGCUUCUUGCUUUCAGUAACGUGAUGCUAUUCGAAAUGAAAUCUCCACAUAGCGAAUUACAUUGGACAGAGAUCUACGUCCUCGUCACCAUAUCUUUGAUGUUGAUCGAAGAUAUUCGAAAGUGUCUCAUGGAAUACAUAACACAAAUGUUAGAGCGAUGGCAUCAAGCUGAUAUGUGGAUGAUAUUCGUAUAUGCACCACCGUACGUUUUAUUUUACAUUGGUAUUGCAUUGAAAUUUGCUUCGAAAACUCGACCAGACUUUUUCACACCUGCCAGAAUUGUUUUAGCAAUUGAUUUAGAAUUAUGGUUUUUAUUUUCCUUACGUUUUGUAAGUGCUGUUAAACUUCUCGGACCAAAACUAUUCAUGAUUAGAAAUAUGUUACGUGAUUUGACUGGAUUCGUUUACAUCAUAUUUGUUUGUAUUGCUGCCUAUGGUAUCGUCUCGCGGUCACUGACAAGAUAUUCAUCAAUCGAAAUGAAUGCGAAAAAUCUAUCAAGUAGCAUUCUGUAUCGACCCUAUUGGUUUCUGUAUUCAAUUGUUGACGAUGAAAGAAACGAGCUAGAUGGUAUUAUUGAAUCACCAUUGAGUAGUUCGGAUGCUGUAUCCGAAGCAACCGUCAAUCAAAUGUUACUUGCUUUUCAUAUGCUUUUUAUUAACAUUCUGAUCCUGAAUCUACUGAUUGCUGUUUUCAAUUUUACUAUUAUGGAUGUUCAAGAUAAAUCUGAAUAUCUCUGGCGUUAUCAACGAUAUGAAUUAAUUCGAAAUUAUUUCGAACAACCCCUAUUAGCUUUUCCGCCUUUGUCGAUUGUGGGUUACUUUUGGACAUUGAUCAAAUAUUGUCUUCGACGUCGAGAUGUUGCGCGGAUAUUCAAACGUUUUGCUACUAAACAAUCGAAUAACGAAUGGACAAACUUUGAGAAUGCAGCUACGUAUAGCUAUACUCGAACUUUUGUCGAUCGAAUGUACGCUGAUAGUUCGACGCUCGUCAUACCAACGUUCUCGGAAACGGAUGAAUUGAAAGCGGAAAUCGAAAAUUUGAAACGUAAAAAUAAUGAAAUGCGUGUUGUCAUCGAUAAUUUGAAUGCUCAAUCGAAAUUGUCGAUCUCGGCUAUGAAUUGGAUGAUGACUGCGAUGGACCGAGUUAAAAUGUCGUCUCAACGACCACCACUAUUGGUGUCUGCCUCUCCAUUAGAUACACGAGACGAAAUAUAA